This is a messenger RNA of Colletotrichum acutatum, 843 nucleotides long. RefSeq lists its product as uncharacterized. NCBI's taxonomy places the organism in Eukaryota, Fungi, Ascomycota, Sordariomycetes, Glomerellales, Glomerellaceae. The record is from RefSeq and is a predicted model, not a curated record. The transcript is spliced from 2 exons. Bases 1 to 843 code for a protein of 280 amino acids.
AUGAAUAACUUGUUGCCAAAAACUGAUGCGCCCAAGGUGGGCGUUAACGACGCCAUUGCUGCGUUGCCCGCCUACAAGUCCCUCGGCUCCUUCAUCAAGACCGACGGCACCACCGACAAGAAGGCACUCGAAAACACCGUUGACGAGUUCAAGGAUCUGGCAAAGAAGUCCGAAUCUCAGAUCGAGGAUUUCCUCUGGGACACAUACAACGCAAUCUUCGCCGUUGCCAAGCAGACCGCUCCAGAGAAGCAGGCCCCGCUCGUCGAUUUCCUGCAACGUCUGCGCGAGACCACCGUCACGGCGUCAGAUGGCCAGCCCCUGAAAUUCAACAAUCAAGUUGUCUGGAAAGAUCUUCCCACCUUUGGGUGGGUUGCCCGUGAUCUGUGGAACUUUGACACCUCGGACACCUCUGCAUCGGCCGAGGAAAAGGCAAGCUGGACAAACCUCUCUGCCUUCGCCGCCCAGCUCACCGCCCGCGCCGACCUCACCAACCCCCAGGACCCCUUUGACUUCUCUCUCUACGGUCUCUGGGCCCUGCGUGCCGCUUUCGAGGAAGAGGAUGCUGGGAGUGAAGGCGGCAAAGACGUCAUUGCCACCAGGAUUGCCUACCAGUGGACCAAUCACGCCGUAGGUGCGCUACAUGACCUCAGCAUGAAGAAGCGCAACUUUGAGGGCAAGUCGGGCAAGCCGGGGAGCAAGUAUGCAGACCGCGAGUGGAAGGGACUGAAUGAGGAGAGGUAUGGUCUCUGGGCGGACAGCAUCACGUCGAUAUCGCAGACGGCUUCAGAUGAUGAGGCUCGCGCCCUCGCGAAGGAGGCGGCGGCGAAGAUGACGAGCAAAUAG